UGUUUUAAGAAAAUGGCAGACAAACCAGACAUGGGGGGAAUCGCCAGCUUCAACAGGGCCAAGCUGAAGAAAACGGAGACGCAGGAGAAGAACACCCUGCCGACCAAAGAGACCACUGGGCAGAAGCGGAGUGAAAUUUCUUAA
Molecule: messenger RNA, 144 nt
Organism: Pan troglodytes (chimpanzee)
Lineage: Eukaryota; Metazoa; Chordata; Mammalia; Primates; Hominidae
Product: thymosin beta-10-like
Exons: 1
Coding region: 13-144 (43 amino acids)
Biological process (GO): regulation of cell migration; actin filament organization
Cellular component (GO): cytoplasm
Molecular function (GO): actin monomer binding
Source: RefSeq, a predicted model, not a curated record